UAUGGUUUGCUACGACUUGUUGCUCGUUCUUCCUUUUUCUUGUUGGGAUGAGAAAUCUUUUGUACUUAAUUCAACAAUAAGCUCAGCCUUAGAACGUCUGCGGAGAGAAGCAACGGCGGAAGAUAUAAGAGACAAGAGAAUUAUUAGACGCUUUGAUAAUUGCCAUGACAAUCUAUUCAAUAAUCUACAUUUGAUAGACGAACUAGACAUAACCACUCGAACGGUAAUGGUACAUAACGACUACGAAGAUUGCGCAACUUUUAAGAGAUUUCAACGUUGGAAGAAUGAAUUAAGGAUAUCUUCAACAUGCGAUUUAGUACCGAAAGCGGAGCAAACUUUUCAAAUAUUUAACGUAAUUUUAUAUAGAUUCCAAUGGAAAUAUUUGACAAUUAUCUAUUCGCCGAAUUCACCUUUUUCCAGCCAAUCUAAAGAUUUAUUUAUUGAAUUACAUAACGGAGGAUUUAUUAUCGAAAAAUUCAUUCCAACUUCCCUAAACAAUUACCAACAAGUUACCGAUUCUAUUGAAAAUUUAAGAUCAAACGCAGACGACGCCGACGCUUUCAGCAACCGAGACGACAUUGAUCAUUUACUUUUCGUGGCUAUAACUCAAACUGACCAACUACUUGAAAAAGGCCAUAUUCAAAAUACAUCCAUUCCGACUUAUCGAUCAGCCAUCUUUGUCGACUCUAACUCAGUUUAUAACUGGACUUAUUUCCUUUGGGAUUAUCAACCAUCUCAAGAUAAUUUUCUUCCAGUUCUCAAGAUUACAAACAACAAUCCCGCCUCCAAAAGUUUUCACAUUGCUCAAUUAAAUACAACCAUCGAUUGGCCCGAUCCAUCAAUUCUUCGAUCGGAUAGAUGUUACUUUGAAAAUUGUGAUGAUGAAUCAAAUUUGGCUGUUAUUUUGGCUGUUUCAAUUGUUCUCUUUUUAGUUGCCAUAUUUGUUACAUCCGUUGUUAUUUAUAUUGCAAGACGACACGUCACUAAAAGUGCUCUGGCUAAGGGACCGAAUAAAAUAAUUUUAUCGGACGAUGACCUAAUUUUAAUUAGCGCCAAAGUUCAAAAAAAUUCAAGACCUAGUACAAGCUUCGACAAACCAGAAACGGUAAAAUCAUCUGCAGCGUCAAUUUCUGUAGCAAGUGGACAGGAUAUGGAUAUUCCUCAAACAGCAAGAUAUAACGGUGAACUCGUCUACGUUAAAGAACUUCAUAUUAAAGCUUUUGAAAUGAAAACUAAAGUUUUUAAAUAUUUAAGACAGCUGAAAGAAUUGCGGUAUGAAAAUGUUACAACGUUCAUCGGCUGCUAUAUAACCGUUCCAUGCGUUGUAUGGGAGUAUUGUUCACGGCACAGUUUACAAGAUGUUAUUUAUAAUGAUAAUAUGAAAUUAGACUGGACUUUUAAAGUUUCUCUUUUAACUGAUUUAGUUAAGGGUAUGCGAUAUCUUCAUUCAAGUCCUUUAAGAAUGCACGGAAACUUAAAAUCUGGAAAUUGUGUAAUAGAUAGUCGUUGGGUGCUCAAAGUUACUGAUUUCUGCAUAUCGACUCUAUACGAUGCUCAUCAAUCAACUCGGUAUCUAUUAUCGAAAGAUUUAUUAUGGAUUGCUCCUGAGCAUCUUCGCGAGGAGAAUCCAUCGCAAAAGGGCUCUCCAAAAGGCGAUAUAUAUAGCUUUUCUCUUAUCUUGCAAGAAGUUAUUGUACGAAAACCCCCAUUUGCUAUGCUAGAUCUAGACGUUGACGAAAUCAUUAAAAAGUUGAAAAAACCACCACCCCUUUGUAGGCCUUCUGUAAGUCAGAAUGCCGCUCCACCCGAAUAUAUUCAGUUAAUGAAGAGGUGUUGGGCGGAAAUGCCAGAUAUGAGGCCAGAUUUUGACUUAAUACAUCAACAAUUUAAGGAUAUGAAUAAGGGAAAGAAGACGAAUAUCGUGGAUUCCAUGUUUUCGAUGCUUGAAAAAUACUCGAAUGACUUGGAAGAUAUCGUUAGGGAAAGAACAACUCAAUUGGAGGAAGAAAAGAAAAAAUCUGAGCAACUCUUAACUCGUAUGUUGCCUCCGAGCGUUGCUUCAAGCCUUCUUUCAGGAACGACAGUCGAAGCGGAACAGUAUGACGAAGUUUCCAUUUAUUUUUCAGACAUAGUCGGUUUUACAACUAUUUCUGCAAUGUCUACUCCUAUGCAGGUGGUUGAUCUCUUGAAUGACCUAUACACGAUGUUUGACGCCGUCCUUGAUCAUUAUGACGUAUAUAAAGUGGAAACCAUUGGAGAUGCCUACAUGGUGGCAAGUGGUCUUCCAGUUCGAAAUGGCAAUAAACAUGCUGGGGAAGUGAGCACAGUUGCCUUACAUCUUUUAUCGGAAUGCGGAAAUUUUACUAUUCGACAUAUGAAGCACGUCCCUAUGAGAUUACGAAUCGGUAUUCACACUGGACCAUGCGUUGCCGGCGUCGUUGGCUUAACAAUGCCAAGGUAUUGCCUAUUCGGAGAUACUGUCAAUACUGCAUCACGCAUGGAAAGCACCGGAGCCCCGUUUCGAAUUCACAUUAGCCAAUCAACGAAAAGCAUUCUAGAUAAUUUAGGCAGUUAUAAAAUUGAAUUACGUGGUGAAACCGAACUAAAAGGCAAAGGCAAAUUCAACACGUAUUGGCUAGUAGGAAAAGAAGGAUUUAGUAUGCCACUUCCGGAUCCUCCUUCCGUUGGCGGCAACAACACUCACGGGUUGUCUUCUGUUAUAAAACAAUGUAAAUUGGAGAAAAACGAAGAAGAAGUAGCAGAAGGAGGAGAAGGAGGAGGAGGAACAGUAGAAGAAAUUGACGAACAACGAAAAAAUGAAGUGGAAGAAUUAUCGUUAACUAAUAAACAAACAAAAAUGACAAUGAUGGAUGAAAGAGGAUCAGAUACUAAUGGAAAAGUUUUAAAUUCCUUCAUAUCAGCCAACGUAAUGAAGAUCGAAGAGAAUCAAACAAAAAUUUAA
This is a messenger RNA of Dimorphilus gyrociliatus, 2962 nucleotides long. Lineage: Eukaryota; Metazoa; Annelida; Polychaeta; Dinophilidae. The record is from the annotation of a GenBank genome assembly.